Thalassophryne amazonica is the source of this 1278-nucleotide messenger RNA. It is a transcript of the gene c3h1orf74, whose product is annotated as chromosome 3 C1orf74 homolog. The transcript has a single exon. The record is from RefSeq and is a predicted model, not a curated record. The coding region runs from base 310 to 1101 and encodes 263 amino acids. Lineage: Eukaryota; Metazoa; Chordata; Actinopteri; Batrachoidiformes; Batrachoididae.
AUGAGUACCUAAAAUCAUGUAUUACUACUAAUUGACACCAAACAAUGUGGUUACUUUAAAUUAGCUUUACUUUUGUGUACCAUUACUAUUAUGUUAUUUGUAGGUUGAAAAUAUUUAAUUACAUUGAAACCAGUGUCUCUGUUCCACUUGACUUUAAACAAUAGGUUUUGAAACAUUAUGAAUUUCAGAUCUAGUGGACAGUUAAAUCAGUUGAAGGCUGUUUUAAGGUUGUGCAUGAGUUGUCUUCAGUUACUGAAGUAUUUUAUGGGGGCACAUUGACAAAUUUAUUUUGAGGUGAUCUUGGCAGCCAUGUCUACACGGGAGCUCUUUGUUUCUGCAGCUUGUAAAUGUCUGUCUACUGGAAAAAAACCUCUUUCUGUUCCUGUAAGUCUGGAUCUGGCAGCUCAGGUCUUGGCUGUUGAUUUGGGAGUGAAACCAGCUCUGCUGUAUGACAGUAAUGGUGCCAGUGCAGAGCAAGUUCAGCAAUAUUUGCGCUCACUGCAGUCUUCAGGGCUUGUGUCAAAAUCACUUCUUACACUAGAUUUAAAUGGCAAUGCUCUAAUUAUGAAUCCAUUUACAACAAUAUCAAAUCUAAAGCAGCUCCUUAAUGGUAACAGUGUGGCUGUGAUUGACGUUGGUCACUCACUGGAAAAGCCCACAAUUGUGGACCAACUCAGAGAAGAGCUGAAGACCAUAGCAGAAGAAGUCCUGUUUAUUCUGGCAGAGUUUGGACAGCUGGAGGAGUCUGAUAAACCUCUUUCUGUUGGGGAGAAAUCUGAGACGUGGAACCUUUGCACAGUCUUUGGCACAUUGUUGGAUUACCCUGUCACAUACUGGUUUGAUCAGAACAAGAGCUUUGAAAACUGCCUGGCAAUGAUGCCCCUGAUGGUGACGACCGCUUCAGCAACAUGGCGGGAAAACUACGCAAGUGGUAGAUGUUGCUUGUACUCCUUCAGCAUCCCAGCAGUCCUGCUUAAUGAGACUCAGGCUAAACUAGAAAACUGGAAACUUCACCUGCAUGAAAGAUUUCAGCAGCAAACUGUCCUGACAGAUCUCACUGUGUCUCAGUCCACAGUCACCCUACCUUCAGUCUGUUUGUGAUGCAUGUAUCACAAGUUGUAUUCUCAAAGUAAAUAACUGUGUAAUAUCUGUAUUUUUGUCACUGUCAAAACAGGUUUACAUUAUAAACUCAUGUUGACUGUGCCAUCAGGCAUUCUAGUUUUGUUCCAACUUGCAUUAUGACAAUAGUAACUGAUUAAAGUGAUAAACUUAAUCCCA